GUCACUAGACAGAUUUACAUUUGCUCAAAAUGGGCGGGUCUCUCGUGCCUCCCAGGCAACUCUCAUACUCACGCGUACCUGCCAUACCUGUACACAGGUGAGAGAGGGGAAGACAAUGAGUACAGCACAUAGACUUGCUAAAUAGACGUUUAACAGCAGUUAUGUUGUUUCACGUACACCUGGUUUCUGUUCUUCUCUAACAUUUGACAUUCAUAGCAUUAUAACGUGCGUUAACAUGUUACUAGGCGUUAAGUAAAGAGCAGUUUGGACAUUUAAGCGUCUUCUUUCAAAUUCAUCGUAAGAUUGUGUUGGUUUCAAAUACGUUGUAAGAGCGCCGCCGUUACUGGGAGAUUCAAUUACUUACUGAUGGCAACACCAAAGCGCCAUGGACGGGCGAGAUCUCUGCUGCCAGCAUGUUACCAUGAAGGCUUUCUGGAAAAGAAAUCUAUUAAAGACAAGAUGGGUCGUAAACUCUGGACCAGUUUAUGUGGCAAUUCACUCUUUUUCUUCAAUAACACCAAAGAUAAUGUUUAUAUAGAGAAGCUGGAGCUCUCUGAUCUCGUCUCCGUGACAGAUGACUGCUGUCGUGACCGAAACCUGGAUGCAGCUCGAUUCACUCUGCAGAUGAAAAAUGAAGACAUCAAGAUGAUUGCCCCAAGCCUUGAGUCUCGAGAGCUGUGGAAAGGUUUCAUACUUGCUGUUUCUAAGCUCUCUGUGCCCAGUUCUCUGAAUCUGCUGCCAGGCCAGAUUCACAUGAUGAAAGAAAUAAUUGAGAAAGAGAAAAAGAGGCAACAGCCUCCUAUAGCUCCCUCAGCAGCUCCUAACUUUUAUGUUCUUGUACUGCCAGACAUGCCUUCGUGUUAUUAUGAUGUCACUCGUGUUGAAGCUGAGCUCUUAUUGGAAAGGAAUGCUGAACGGGGAAACCUACUGCUGAGGCCCGGCCGAGAUGGGGCGUCUUUUGCUGUAACCACUCGCCAAGAUGUCAACAGAUCAGUAUUCAGACAUUAUCGUGUGUCUCGGAAGCACGAAGGGGGAUUCACCAUUGAUCUCGAGACUCCUAUCUCCUGUCCCACUCUGCAUGAUGUCAUCAACUGCCUGGUUAAGAUGACCUGUGGGGUUUUGGAGCCUCUUAUACUGGAGCAACACUAUGAGGAUAAUAUCACGUUUGUUAAGGCCAAUGAGGAAAAUGGGGAAAUAAGUGUACAUUGUGCCUCCAGUGGACCUUCAUCAUCUCCACAAGUUCCACCAGUUCCACCAGUUCCACCCCCUAAACCAAUCCAAAGGGAUCACAUGGCCAGUUCAGAGCCACCGGCAAACACACAGGAAAGCAUCUACCUCAAUGACCAAGAGGAUGAGGUAGAUCAGGGUGCUACUGCUGGACCCCCUGUCCAACCACGCCUUCCAGUCUUCGCAGUGCGAUUUUUGCCUCAUCAGAAUUCAGUGCCGCCAGACUUGAACACCAAUUUAGGUGGUGAAAGAAAAGCACUGAAACCCCCUGGCUACCCUAUUGCAUCUCUUCAAAGCUACAGUGUGUCAAACGGGCUUGAGAACACAGAGAAUACUCAGCUUGGGCCACAGCCUGCGGGUAUCACUUUAUCAGAGGAGCUCAAGAUGAUUUUUAAGAAGAGACGUGCUAUCCAAGAAUCAUGAUGUGAGGAAAACAAUAAUUUGUUGCACUGUGGAACAAGGAACAAUUACCUGAGUAUUAAACUGGUCUUAAAUGUAUACAAAGAAGCUUUUGGAUAUACAGCUGUACUCACCUGAACACCGUAUCAGUGGGAGUUCGACUUGGCUCAGAUUCAACCAGUCAGAUUUGUCUGCUGCUGUCCAGUUGAAUGGAUCAAUGAAUAGGCCCCUGAAUCAAGUCGGCAGCUCUUUCUGCAUUAAGAUGCAUUACUUGUUACAAUCACUUAGUAGACAUUAUAUCAAGUUAUUGACUAUUAUGUGUCACACUGCUUACAGUAAAUCACUACUGUUGUGUAUGAGUCACAACUCAAAUUACAAGUGUAUCUCUAGUAGCCUCUUAUCUCAUCUACAUAUUGCAAAAGAUUGAUCUCUGUUCCAGAGAUUAUUCACAUGAAGUUGAGCACGUAUGCAAACUUGCCAUUUAAAUGUUUCAUCUUGAAUUCCUAAAUGUCAGAUAGCUGGUCUGUCUUUUUUUCUUCGUCUCUCUUAUACAGUACUACAAACAUUAGGCUUACUAUAUAUAUCACAAAGAGUUGUUGGUAACAAGCUAUCCUGUCGUAAAGUCUUUAUUAUAUGGGGAAGUUGCAGGUCUACUUUCUUCACAUAUUGUACAGAAAUUUAAAACAAAUGUGAUGUUUCUCUGUUCCUGUUAUAAUGGAUCACUUGUUUUAUGCUACAUGUUCUGAGAACAAUACAUGAUCACAGAAAUAAAGUAUAUCUCCCACUUU
Messenger RNA from Myxocyprinus asiaticus (Chinese sucker), 2414 nucleotides. RefSeq names its product signal-transducing adaptor protein 1-like. Lineage: Eukaryota; Metazoa; Chordata; Actinopteri; Cypriniformes; Catostomidae. The record is from RefSeq and is a predicted model, not a curated record. Gene Ontology annotation, molecular function: signaling adaptor activity. The transcript is spliced from 14 exons. The coding region runs from base 367 to 1650 and encodes 427 amino acids.